Molecule: messenger RNA, 9291 nt
Organism: Chara braunii
Lineage: Eukaryota; Viridiplantae; Streptophyta; Charophyceae; Charales; Characeae
Source: the annotation of a GenBank genome assembly
UCUGACAAAAGGGAAUUGGUGAGGUAGUGCGGCCAUGCCUACCUCACCAACAACGUGUUUGAGCGAGAUGGAUGACUGCGCGGGGUAUGCCACCUGGCGGGGCCAUAUCCAUGGCGGAGAGGCGAUCGAUUGCAAAUUGGUAUGCUUGGACUCGAAAACUCGCGCCAAAGUGUCGGAGUUGUUUCUUCUUGGCGGUCCCGAAUGUGUAGACGUCGCUCUCGGUCUUGUUGUCCCCAGUUGCGGUGGGUUUGUGAGCAAGGCAUGCAGUUCCAAGGAGAGGACGAGGAUUCACAACAAGGUUGCAGAUUUGGGAGGGUUGCGUGCUUUGCGUCUUGCAGCGAACAUGGCGCGCGACGCCACGGCGGCACCUGGGGUGUCUUCUCCCCCAUCAUGGGUAGACGGGGUUGCCUGCGACCACAGCAGGAGGUUAUUGUUGACGUUGGCAUCGGCAGAUUGCUGUGCGGCGCUGCCCGAGUGCCAGGUAGAUGAACUGUCAUUUCCAUGGCCGGGAGGCAAAGGAAGCGCCGGUUGGACGGGAAGAUGGGACCUCCAUCAUGACGAGAGGAAGAGGCUCUUAAGAGAUCUGCAUUGCUUUGGCGGUUCCGAGGCCCUUAAGGUUGGAGAGACCUUGACGCAAACGGCCAGUCGGUUCCGGAGGAAGGAGGUUAAUAUGCUUUAUGCCCGACUUUUCAAGGUGGCUGGGUAUAGGGGUCUGCUGGCGGGUUCUCGCAUUGCCGAAGAUACCGAUUUUUGGCGCGAAUAUGAUUGCGCUCUUGAGUGGGAAACUUCUGCAGCUCUUCCCGCUCCCAGAUUAAGCGCGUCUGAGUUGGCAGUUCGGCUUUUGCAGAGUUUGGAGCAGGCGUGUGGUGGAGAGGUCCGGCAACGAGUGGAAGAGAUUCUUCUGGGAUCGGAGGAAGGCGGGAAUGAAAUGUUGCACCAGAUGGUGGAGGGGAGGAAGGGUCCGCUGCACAACGCCGUUGCGGGGCUUGCUCCAGGGAAAGUGUCGGAGGAUGUCAUCGGCUUAUGCUAUGCCUUGUGGGCAAUGAAGCAAACAGGCAGUUUGGUCGCCGGCGGCAAACAUCGGGCCAGCAAUGCUUUGGCUCUGUGUCAGGCACGGUCAGGCGCUUCUGCAGCAGGUCGUCAGAGUCACCUCGCGGGGAAGGCAGUGUGCAAAUGGACGCAGCGCGGGCUACUGAAUGAACUCUACGUGUCGGGCGGGACGAAGGCCGUGAAGGCGGGACAAAGACUGGUGGAGUUGCUGGCGAGCAAGAGGUGCGAGAUGGAGGUAAGCGUGAAGGGAUCAUGGAGGAGGUUGGGGGAAUUGGAGAGGAAGGUGGUUGCCGAGAUGAUACAGGAAGCCGGACCAGUCGGCCUCAAGGUUGCCGACACGAUGAUCGAUUACUUUUGGUGGACUGUCGGCUGGCGCGCAGCUGCGGCUGGCGGGAGACAUGUGAGGGUGAAAGAGAGAAGCGAAUCGUACUGCAGGUGGACAGAUCAAGCAAUGUGGGAGAUGCACUUGAUGGGGAAGUUGGUGGUUCUGGGAGGUGUCCGAGCCAUGGAGGUAGGUCUCUCAUUGGUCGAGGAAGCCAGAACGACCCGCUACCCGCAGCGCCUCCAGUCGUUGAUGAAGUCGUUGGAAGAACUUGCGGGGAAAGGGAGUGUGCCGGUGGCAACCCAAUUGGUCGGUGGGCUGAAGAAGGGAGGGGACGCUGCCGAGCGCAUCUCGGAGGAAGAAUGGAGCGUGUUGAACGGCCUGAAAUUGCUUGGAGGCGAGUGCAUGUUUCAGCUUGGCAAAUUGCUCCUUCGCGGGCCGGACAAGUGCCCCCGCGAGAGGCAGAACGACAUUCUCUGCGAGAUUUACCAAGCCGUCGGGCCAAUGGGCUUGGAAGCCGCCGAGUAUUUGCGAUCGAAGUCUGUCGACGCAAUGACGAACAACGACUUCGGUGGCGUGAGGGAAAGGUUGUGGGGCUGGGAGGUAACGAGGUGCGAGGAUGCCAGGAAGGAGAGUGCUAUAAGCGCCGGUGCAGGAUCGAGGAAGGCUUAUGAGAAGCUCGUCUCGAGGCUGCAUGAAGCUAAAGCCGAGGGUGGACGCGCCGUCUUGGAAACAGUUCUUUCUCUCCGCAAAGAAGAAGCCGAGGCUAUCGGCGACCACUGGCAUGUCCCGGAAACGAUUCUGAAAUGGGCUUUCAAUCAACGGUGGGAGAUGGUGAGAGAGAUGCUUCUUCUCAAGGGUACCCCGGGCUGGACUGAGGCGCUGUCAGGCACCGUCUCCAUCAAGAGCCGUCAUAUCAGUCGUUCCGGAAGAAUCAUCCUCCAGAAAUUGGAAAUGUUCCGUCGGCGACAAGUCCGGCAGCUUCUCAAGCUUCUCCAGCUGGAGUAUCAAGUGGUUGUGUCCAGCUCCACCGUCGAUCUUCAGCUCGACAAAGAGGACUUCGCCGUCGAUGGCGAUACAGAAUGGUGUUCUGCGGGCAAGAGCAUCAUCGUAUUUAUCACAGGCAAGGACGCGGAAAUUGCUCCUGCCUGGUUCAACGAGAAAUUUAAGAAACUUGGCAACUGGGAGUUUGAACCCGCUGUCGUUUUCGACACGCACGUCUACGUGUAUCCGCUGAUGGUUUCCGUUAAAGGGUGGCGAAUGUCGUGGGAUCAUGAGAGGUGUCCUCCGUGCGACAGGCAUCGCUCUCUGUACGUGUCUUCUGGAGGAGCGUGGGACUCGGGUUCAGCGAUUGCUAAAGAUUUCAUUGAGCAGAAGGUGUGGGCUUUCGCCAGGCUUCGUCUCUUCUCGAAUAGUAAACAGUGGGACACUCUGGCGAGGAUAGUGGAGGAAGGUCUCAGCGUCGGCACGGCGCCUCGAGCACGUUUGCUUCUCGCCAUACGCAUUUUUGAUCUCGCUCGACUCAAGUGCGAGAGGCACGUGAGGAGCCUCGUGUCGAAAAUGGAGUCCUUCCUGCCCUGCAGACCCCAAUCGGGAUUGAUUGCUGAAGCAUUCAAGUUAUCAGCAGUGCAGCGCAGCAGUACUCGCACUUGCACUGAGAAGCUCUUGCUAUCGUCUUCUACCUCGAGUUCGUCUUCGUCUUCUACUUCCGAUGACUCGGGGGAUGAGGAAUGGAGGUUGCGUAUGCAGGAUGUCUUGAGGAAGGAGAAGGGCAAGAAGAAGUCAGAGGUAGUCGAAAAGCAUCAUCGCCAUGAGCACGAGCACGGUCGGCAGCGCGUUGCUGAUCGUCGGCGGGACUCCAGCUCGGAUUCGUCUGAGUCUUCGUCUGAGUCUUCCUCUGGGUCUUCCUCUGAGUCUUCUUCUGACAGGGCCUCUGACAGGCGUCAUCGUAGAUCGCGUCGUCACGAGGUGAAGGUGCAGUCGAAGACGGCAACGGCUGAAGUUCGCCGGCAGCAGAAGAAGACUGAAGGUGCUGUCUCAGAUGAUACUGACGACCUGCAUGUGAAGACCGAAGCGAAAACGACCAGUGUAAAGGUGGAGAAAAAGGCAAAGCACGUGCGGCCGGCGGUUGACAGCAGCACCGAGAGCGAGGACGAUCGCAAGCAUCGCAAGCAGGUGAAGACUGUCGAGAAGAGCAAGAAGGAGACGAGUGACAAGCAAUCUUGCAAAGUUGGAGAAAGAGGGUAUGUCAGCUCCGGGCAGUUAACAAAGGAUAUAAAGCUGCAAGAAACGAAGGAGGGAGAGGUCGAAUAUGUCAGCUCGGGGGGAUUUGUCAGACCCGGACAGUUAACGAAGGAUAUCAAGUUCAAAGGAGAGGAGGACGGAGGGGUACGUUAUGUUGGCUCCGGAGAGUAUGUCAGACCGGGACAACUAACGAAGGACAUCAAGUUGAAAGAAAGGGAGAAGGGAGGGGUGCAUCAUGUCAGCUCCGGAGUGUAUGUGCGACCCGGGCAGUUAACAAAGGAUAUCAAGCUGCAAGAAAGGGAGGAGGCAGAGGUCCAAUAUGUCAGCACCGGGGGAUAUGUCAGACCUGGGCAAUUAACGAAGGAUAUCAAGUUCAAAGGAGAGGAGGAGGGAGGGGUACGAUAUGUUGGCUCUGGAGGGUAUGUCAGACCCGGACAACUAACGAAGGACAUCAAGCUGAAAGAAAGGGAGGAGGGAGGGGUGCAGCAUGUCAGCUCCGGAGGGUAUGUGCGACCCGGGCAGUUAACGAAGGACAUCAAGCUGCAAGAAAGGGAGGAGGGAGAUGUCCAAUAUGUCAGCUCCGGGGGAUAUGUCAGACCCGGGCAAUUAACGAAGGAUAUCAAGUUCAAAGGAGAGGAGGAGGGAGGGGUACGAUAUGUUGGCUCAGGAGGAUAUGUCAGACCCGGACAACUAACGAAGGACAUCAAGCUGAAAGAAAAGGAGGGAGGGGUGCAUCAUGUGAGCUCCGGAGGGUAUGUGCGACCCGGGCAGUUAACGAAGGACAUCAAGCUGCAAGAAGGCGAGGAUGGAGAGGUCCAAUAUGUCAGCUCCGGAGGAUAUGUCAGACCCGGGCAGUUAACGAAGGAUAUCAAGCUGAAAGGAACUGAGAAGGGAGUGCGCAAGCAGGAUUACAAAGGUAAGGUGAAGAUCGUCGAUGAAAGCACCUCCCUCGUUCACAGAACUGAGGAUGAAGCACAGCAGUCAGAGCACCAAUACAAACAGAGCGAUGGGUUGCGGGAGGACCACAGGGGGUACACGAAGCACCAACGCAUGGAGGUAAAGAAGGAUGUUCGCGAGGAGCACAUCGAAACGGAGGACCACAUGAUCUGCGACGACAAGGGAUACAAGCAUUCGGAGGACCGCAAAGGAACCAAGGAGACGACUACAACGAUGAAGAAAAUUGGGCGGUCCGAUUCGGAGGACGAAUGGACAGAGAUUUCCGAUGGGUAUGGGCACAUGAGGCGAGUGAGGAGGACGACGACAACGCGACAAGGAAAGCACCAUGACUCAGAGGACGAAAGAAAGGAUGAGUCGAUGGUCUCCACGUGGCGUAAACGACAGGAGAGCUCGACGGGCAAGAAGGAGAGCUCAUACGAGCACACAAAGGAGGGCAGCCAUGUGGAAAAGAAGAGAGAGGAGAAGACCCUUGUGGAAAAGAAGCAAGAGGAGAAGACCCAUGUUGAAAAGAAGCAAGAGGAGAAGACCUAUGUUGAAAAGAAGAAAGAGGAGAAGGACACAAAAGAGGGGAAGAAGGAAGAGAAGAAAGAAUUGAGGAAAGUUGUGGAAGAAUGCUCCGAGGAUGAAUGGAUUGAGGUGUCCGACGGGCACGGCGGGAAGAAACGUGUCCGUAGGACGAUAACGACAAGGAGGCGACGGAAGAGCAGCGGUGGUGGUUCYGACGAGGACAGUGAAUAUGGAGUUCGGACUACAAGACGAGAAAAGCGGGAGGAGCACUCGAAGGAGAGCAAGGAGAGCAAGGAGAGUAAGAAGGAAGAGAAGAAGGAAUUGAGGAAAGUUGUGGAAGAAUGCUCCGAGGAUGAAUGGACUGAGGUGUCCGACGGGCACGGCGGGAAGAAACGUGUCCGUAGGACGAUAACGACAAGGAGGCGACGGAAGAGCAGCGGUGGUGGUUCUGACGAGGACAGUGAAUAUGGAGUUCGGACUACGAGACGAGAAAAGCGGGAGGAGCACUCGAAGGAGAGCAAGGAGAGUAAGCAGAGCAAAGGGAGCAAGGAAAGCAAGGAGAGUUCGCAUAAGAUUUCGAAAGAGGUGAAGGUGAAAAGAGAGGAGAAGAAAGAGGAGAAGAAGGAGAAGAAAGAGAAGGAUCACAGCGGCAGUGCUUCCGAGGACGAGUGGACUGAAGUUUCGGAUGGGUGUGGAGGGAAGAAACGUGUUCGGAGGAUAACAAGGAUUAGGCGCCGGAAGCAUAAGGGGUCGGGUUCCGAGGAUGGAAGCGACUACGAAGCUUGGGUCAUUAAAAGGCGAACGAGAAGGGAAGAACACAACGAGGGGCACGAGAGCGGCGAGAGUAAGGAGACCAGCAAGAAGAUGACCAAGGAAGAGAAGAGAAUUGCCCACGACAGGAAGAGGGAGGAAGUAGAUAGACACCAUGCCGAGAUUAAGAAAAAGCAUGAGGAGAAGAGAGAGGACGUGGACAGGCGACAUGCCGAGAAGGCAUCACGGAAGGAGGAACACAAGUCCGAAGAGAAGCACAAGUCGACGGAGCACAAAGAGGAGCACCGGGAGUGCAAGUCACACAAGUCCGAAGAGAAGCACAGGGAGCACGAGUCCAAGGAGGAGCACGAGUCCAAGGAGGAGCACGAGUCCAAGGAGGAGCACGAGUCCAAGGAGGAGCACAAGUCCAAGGAGGAGCACAAAUCCAAGGAGGAGCACAAAUCCAAGGAGGAGCACAAAUCCAAGGAGCACAAGGAGUACAAGGAGUGCAAUACCAAGGAGGAGCGCAAGGAGCACAAGUCCAAGGAGCACAAGGAGGAGCACAAGUCCAAGGAGUGCAAGGAGCAGCACAAGGAGCACACGUCCAACGAGCACAAGUCGAAGGAGCACAAGUCGAAGGAGGAGCAUAUGUCGAAGGAGGAGCACAUGUCGAAGGAGCAUAAGGCGAAGGAUCACAAGUCGAUGGAGCAGAAGGCCUCUUCCUCGUCGGAGCAAAAGGCCUCUUCCUCGUCGGAGCGCAAGUCCAGCUCUUCAUCGCACGAGAAGAGCUCAAGCUCGGCUUCUAAAUCCAGUUCACCUUCAGCCAGCAAGGAGAACUUAGAGAAGAGUUCGGGCUCAGCCUCGAAGUCAAGUUCUUCCUCAGAAAAGAAGUCAAGCUCAAGUUCUCAAGAGAAGAGUUCGAAAUCCAGUUCGUCUUCAGGAGGCAUACAAACUUCUUCCGUAACAUACAGUGAGGAGGUUACGGAGGAAAGGGUCAAGAAAAGCGGUGGUGGCAAGAAAAACUCAAGCAAGGGUCAGAAAGAAGAAGAGUGGGAGGAGGUGAUCGUGACCGAGGAGGUUGUUGAUGACUACUAUGAGCCAGGCGGCGUGCCGUCUGAACAACUUUUCUGGGAUGUCGAUCAGCACUGCGUAGAGGUUAGCGAAGUGACCGCCAUGGCGGCAACCGGCGGGUCAUUGGCGAGCCAUCAUCUCGAUCAGAGUUCCGACUACCGGCUUGAGCACUCCUACUCCGCGCAUCCAUACCAAAGUCAACACACGCACCUUGACAAAAGGGCAGGGGACUUCUUGCAACCACGCAUCAUUCCCUAUAGUGCUAUUGCUAGGCCGGAAAAUACGAGCUGGCUGCCACACAGGGAGGAGGAGGAGGUGGUGACGACAGUCACCACUAUGCGGGAGGGCGAGCAGCGGGACAUUCGCCAGAGGGAUGCUCACAGCAAGACUAUAGACAAGGAUGGCAAGUCUAUUUCCCUGCAUCGUGUGCGUCGGAAAGGAGGCAGGUCUCAUGACAGCGCGGCUCACCAGUACAGCAGGAUGGUCACUUACUGGUGGGAGCGGCCGCUGAAGAAUGGCUGGGAGAUGAUGCAGGAGCUCUCGAAGGAGGUGGCCGACUUGGUUCUUUCGCGCCGCUCUCGACCAUCCAGUCAGCCAAUCCUCGACAGCGAGGCUGUGUCUGAAGAUGUGCUCGCAUGGACAGUCCAUCGCCUAUAUGAGCAAGUGUUGCGCGAUGGCAUUUCCCCUGUUCGGAAGGAGCUCUCGAAGUACGAGGAGCUUCUGGGAGUUCUAUGCUCCAAAUCGUCCGAUGGACGUGACGUCAAGAAAGCUCUCGUGUCUGCGAAAGAUCUUAUUGGCGAGUCCUCAAGCUGGAGCGCCUCCCAAGACCACUGUUCUACAAAGUCGCAGAGAAAGUAUCUUGCUGGGUCGCUGCUCAAGAAGCGGGCGGAGAACAUGGUUGAGCUACAUGGGAGAGUGACAGAAGCUCUCUGGCUUGCCAACUCCACCGAUGUCAGUUUCGAGGAAAUGAACGAUGCUCUGGAUCUCUGCAAAGAUCAACUAGCCAGCGUCUCUAAUGCCGAAAAGGAACUGACUUUCAUCACAAACAUCUCAGAGUUUCUGAAGGAGGCCACAAAGCACCGCUCGUCGCUUGCGUGCACUCUGAUGGAGGGAGGGAAGCACAUUCUGGCUGCUAUCCAGGCUAUUGCGGACGUCAAGUUCAGAAAGCUACGUGUAAGGAAACAACUCCCACGCCGUGCCCUGAGUUUGUAUCGUGUCAUCAGGAAGAUCGAGCGGAAGGUGGAAUCGGGAGACGUGGACGGUUACCUUCUAGUUGUGAAGGAACAUGCUCGUGACAAACUCGCGAAGAGGAGGGGGGCCCGUCAGCGGAAGGAAAAGAUGAGAAAGAAGGAAAAAGAGGAGUGUAAGCGGAAGUCGCACCGAUUGAAGCAUGUUUCGUCGUCUGAUUUUUCUUUCUCUGAUUCGGAGGAAACGAGCAGCAGCAUUCUCUCGUUGACGAGCUCUUCCCAUUCUGGUUCCUUCUCAGGUUGCUCCUCUGACUGUUGUUAUUCUGAUGGGAAAAGAAGAAGCCGUCAUCGUCGCCACCGCGUUGGCAGGCGCCCUCAUUACCGCUCGGAACGAGAGCACUGGUCGUCCUCCCUUGAGUCCGACCAUAUCAUGUACGCGAGCACUGACUCUGAUUGGUUGUCUUCUGACGAGUCAUUGAGAUGUUGGUCCACCUUGAGCUCCGACGACGGAUGCGUGCUUGUUCCCGACGGGGAGAAAGGAAGGCACGUACUGGAGACAAAGGUCAUGCAUGUCGACGCUGUCAUCCGGGAAACUCUCAAAUGCUUGUUCUCCGACGUGUGCAAGAGUGAUGCGAACGCUCUGAGCUGGAAGAACGACCUCAACUGGCGGGUGCGCAUGCAAACGUGGCUUCGAAUCAGCUGGGAUGUCGUGCGAAAGAUUGCUCCAGCCAGCAAAGAGGGAGAGCUGAGGAGUCUUCUCAAGACAUGGAGUCUGAAGGACAGACUGUCCGAAGCGCAGGUCGUAGAGAUCUGUGCCUUGAAGCACCUUAGGAAGGUUACUGAAUUGCCCACGAAUCUGUUCGAGCCACAGGCUCGACGAUCUCCUCGCGAAGACGAGGCGGUGGACCCGCGAGUGGACUGGAUUGUUCAGGAUGUCUGGCGGCUUGCCAUGGGAGUGACAAUGUGGUUUGAAGAUCUUGCUGAAGAAAACUGGGGUUGGUUGUGAUCAGGAGGUCCGAACCAAGAAUGCAGGACUCGUGGUUGUACGGCUUCCCGUCGCAUUUGAGGAAUGGGGACAUUCUGGUGGGUCGACAAGCGUGGCCUACCUCCAUGCGAUUCUGGUGACUCUUGAUAACAGAUAGACGACGCUCUCCAGAACCCGUUCCAUUUCUACAGUCCGGAUAAUGAAUAUCUGUGCAUGGA